Messenger RNA from Mercenaria mercenaria, 1360 nucleotides. Its product is annotated as beta-1,4-galactosyltransferase 3-like. Bases 110 to 1270 code for a protein of 386 amino acids. The transcript has 8 exons. Gene Ontology annotation, molecular function: N-acetyl-beta-glucosaminyl-derivative 4-beta-N-acetylgalactosaminyltransferase activity. The record is from RefSeq and is a predicted model, not a curated record. Lineage: Eukaryota; Metazoa; Mollusca; Bivalvia; Venerida; Veneridae. Gene Ontology annotation, biological process: glycosphingolipid biosynthetic process; carbohydrate metabolic process.
GAAGUAUUAAAGUUAAAUGGUGUCAAGUUACCUGUGUGUAAUUGUUGUAGUACAUAAAUAAUAGUAUGGAGUAGCAGAUUUGUGUAAUACGGUGAUAUCAACAAGGAUUAUGCAUUCAAGAAAGUUAAAUUCACUCAUAAAAAUAAUUUUAAUAUUUACUGUCUCAUCAAAUAUUUUGUUCUGUGUGACCAGCCUGUAUUACAUUUCAAACUGCAAUGGUAUAGUUACUAAAGAUAACGAGGAGCAUACUAAGACAGCAGGAUGGAACGAAGGUGAAGCAACCUGGAAUAAUGUGAAUUAUAGGAAUGGUGGAAUAUUAUCUGAAUGGAAACUGGGCAAUUUAAGCGCGAAGUUAUCCUCUUAUCACGACAGAGAUCACGUGAAAACCGUGUGUUCUGAACUUCCUUCAAAUCCAGGUGGUAGGAUGAAUAUAAGUAGGUUGGUACAGCCCGAAGAUGUUUUCAAUUCAAGCUCGCUCAAGUUGGUCCGUCCUGGUGGGCACUACGUUCCCGGAUGCUUGGAGAGGGAAACUGUAGCCAUAAUAGUUCCAUAUAGGGACAGAGAGAGACAUUUACAGACACUGCUAUAUCAUCUACAUACAUUUCUCCAGAGACAACAACAUCAGUAUGCAGUGUUUGUGGUAGAAAUGGCAUACCCAACCCAGUUUAAUAGAGGCAUUUUGGCAAAUAUUGGCUUCCUAACAGCUAAAGAGAUUCUUAAUUUCACUUGCUAUAUCAUCCACGAUGUUGACCUUCUUCCAGUUGAUGAUAGAAACCAUUAUAAAUGCUCCAACAAUCCAAGACACCUCUCCGUCAGCAGCAGUAAAUAUGGAUACAAGCUCCCUUACGGUCAUUAUAAUGGCGGGAUUAUCGCAUUCACACCUGGUCAGUUUCUGAAGAUUAACGGAUUCAGCAAUGCGUAUUUCGGCUGGGGCAAAGAAGAUGACGAUUUACAUAAACGGAUUUUAAAUGCUGGUUACAAGAUCGACAGACCUGAUCCAACCAUUGGAGUUUACGAGGAAAUUGCAAGACAAGAUGUUCAAGACUUUUCAAAUCCAGAUAACCCAAUGAAGGACAGCUUAUACCUACGGGCAGAGAAGAGAUUCAGACGAGAUGGAGUCAACAAUGUUUUGUUUAAAAGACUAGCCCUCGAGUUUCUGCCACUUUACACAUGGGUGUACGUCAACACGAGCGAACUGACAGUAAUGAAAAUGAUGAAACAUAUUGACCCUGGACUUGAAGAAACAUUUGCAAGAGUGAAGCCUCUUUAAAACUUCUGAUGUCAGGAAUUGUUAUGCAUAUAUUCAACAUGUUAUAUAUGGAACUUUGUUAUCAACUACCUUAGGGGAACAUUAACUAAU